Messenger RNA from Tetrahymena thermophila SB210, 3117 nucleotides. Its product is annotated as Vps54-like protein. Gene Ontology annotation, molecular function: syntaxin binding. Gene Ontology annotation, biological process: Golgi to vacuole transport; retrograde transport, endosome to Golgi. The transcript is spliced from 2 exons. Gene Ontology annotation, cellular component: GARP complex. NCBI's taxonomy places the organism in Eukaryota, Ciliophora, Oligohymenophorea, Hymenostomatida, Tetrahymenidae. The record is from RefSeq and is a predicted model, not a curated record.
AUGUCGGAGAGGUUAUCUAAUAGUAUGAAUAAUGACUUAGGUUAGGGUUAUUUAAAUGAAAGCUUUGCAAGUAUGUAAAGUGUUUAUACUUACAGCAAUUAAAAUUUAUCAUCAUUAGUUAAUAUGCCUUAAACCAAAACAUCUUAAAUGUUGGAAGGCUUUCGCAGUAUGAUAACAAGCACUAAAAUAUACAAGCAAAUAGAGGAUAAAGGUAGCAAAAUAUUUACUGGAAGAGGUAGUAUAUCAUCUGGUAGUACACCAGUAAGUGAAGAAACAUUAAACAAAAUAAAUAUUGACAUAUCGGAGUUCAACGAUUAUAAAGAAAGAAUUUAAAAUGAACUCUUUAGAUAUAUGAACCAAAAAAGAUAAGACCAAGAAAGUAUGGAUAUAUUGCAAACUAUUAAUCUCAAUGAAGUUCUUUUGAGGUGCUAUAAAAAUGUACCUUCAAUUUACUUCUAUAGUGAUUUUCACUUUGAUUUCAAAGCACAUCUUUCUAGAGAUGUUAAUUAAAUGAAUGAAACAUAAGAUUCAAUUUCGGAAUAUCUCGAAGAAGUUGAUAUCAAUUUAUUUUACUAGAUUCAAACAAGAUUCAAUCAGUUUUUAUCAAUUAUUCUUGACUUAAAUGAAAUGUAAUCCCUCAUAGAUGAUAGUUUAAAAAAGAUUUACUAUGUUCGUUAAUGCAAUCUUGUUCUUAAGCAAAAGCUUGUUCAGAAAGGUAGUUAAAUUGUUACGAUGAAAAAAAGAAUUGAUAGAUGUCAGUCUGUUCUAGCUUAUUUAUAACUAGUUUAAACUCUACAUAAAUCCCUCCCUUCAAUUACUACUCUGAUAAAUGCUGGAAAAUUUGAUUUUGCAGUCACACUUUUACACUAGAGCGAAGCAGAGUACAACAAGAAAUUUUAGAAAAUGAUCGCUUUAAACCAAUUCAGAGAUUAAAUAUUUCUUAAUAGGCAAAAACUUGAAAAGAAUAUUUCAAUGUCCUUUUAAGACAAAUCGUUAGACUAUGUAAUAUCUGAACUAAACUUUACCAAAGAACCUACCCUAUCAGUCUAACAUCAAAAAAGUGAUAUAUCUUCUGCAGAUAACUCCUUUGAUGAUAGCUAUUAUAUGAACUCAACAUUAAUGAAUGAAACAUUUGAAAAUAAUUAAUUAAAUUUAAAUCUUACAUAAAUGAUGAACGAAGCUUCCAAAAAUCCAUAACUGAAAUGGCAACACACUACAUACAGAAGGGAUAUAGAUUUAGAAGAAUAAAUUUCAAAAAUAGUUAAUUAGAGCUAUGAUUUAGAUAAAUUCAAUAACUAGGCAUAUAGGAGAAAGUUGAUAGAAAUGCUUAAAGGGUUUAAGGAUGGAUUUAUUAGUGAUAUGCAAGAUUUUUAGAAUGAGAUAAGUAAUACACCAGGCAGUAAUAAAUAAAUAUUAGGGGACAUGAAUGGAGAUAUGAAUAAGAAUGAAAAUUAGAAAAUGAUGUUUGAAAAUAUGAGCUUAGAUUUAUUUGUUAAAUUUGUUUUGUUUUACUUUGAAAUUUUAAAGAGAGUCGCUCUAAAGCAAAUUGGCCUAAAUCACACUAUUUUGAAUUCUUUAGUGACUCAUGUAAUAACAAAUUUGCUAAAAACGGGUAAAGACCUUGACGAUAACAUAAAUGCUUUUUCUAAAUUAACUAGCUGCGUGGACGACAUUUAUUAGAAUGUGAUUUAAGUUUUUAACUAUAUUAAUGGGUGGAUUGACGAUUUAAUCAAAUAGAAAAAAUUAGACAAUGAAGUUAAUUUUUUAAGUUUUAGGAAGGUGAGCAAAAUAUUUACAUUUUGGGAUGAUUUCUUAGCAAAUGAUGUGCCUAAAUACUUUUAGAUUUCUUAAACUCCUUUUGAAAAUAAUUAAAAUUGUAAAGAUUCUAAGGAAUUUCGUAAAUUUUUUAGAAAGUUUAAUGAAUAUCAUACAAAAGUACAACUAAAAUCUCUUGAAAAUGCACGUGGAGAGCUCGAAAAGAAAUUCUUAGAUUAAUUCCAUAAGAAAUAGUUGAAAGAUUUAAAAGAAAUUUUAAAUAAUGAAAAAUGGAAUCCUGUUGAUAUUAAUUUUGAAUUCUACGAUAUCAUUUCAUACAUAGUCUAGAAUCCAAAACAAGAGUCCGAAUAAGUUAGAACUGCAAAGAGUAGCUUUGAAGAAGACGAAGAGGAAAGUAAGCAUUUGCAUGAUGAAGUAGUAGAGAAUAAUUAAGACGACAGUAAUAUAAAUGAUUUAACUUCUGCACGUAUCACUAAAGAAUAAUUUAAGCGAACACUCAUUCAAAUAAAAAUUAUAAAAAACUAAAUAACUUAUAAGAAUUAAACAUAUAAACUUACUUCUGCAUUCUUGCAAAUUUUAAAGAUGAUUUAUGAAUAUUUGCAUUUAAUAGAUUACUUUAAAUCGAUGAGAGAGACCUCAUCAAAGAAGCUAAUUGAGUUAUUAAAAUUCUAUAAUUCCUAUGCUAAUGAAUUGCUUAUAGGAGGAGGAGCAUUUUAACUUGGUGUUCAAGUAUCAGCAGUUAACUUAGCUUUAAGUUCUGUGUGUUUGCAAUUUGCUUUGAAAAUAUUUCCAUAAAUGACUGAGAGAAUAAUAGGACUUUACAAAGAAGAUAGAGAUUUAGCAGAGAAUAUUGAAGAUCAAUUUUCUAGACUGAGUGAUGAAUACAACAACCAUAAUAUUAACAUAUAAAAAACAAUAUCUGAUAUUCUUAUUAAAUUAGUUACUUCUGUAAAGGAAUAAAUAGUAAAAUUGUAAUGGAAUUAAGUGAAUGAUCUCAAGAUUCCUACAGAUCCAACAAAUAACAUUCUCAAAUCCUAUAGACAAAUGUAUUCCGUGCUAUCUAAUUUUUAUGACAAAGAUUAGAUUAUAAAAAUAUAUGCAGCUCCCUUUAAUCAACUAAUUAAUACUUACCUCCCUAUAUUUAAUUCAAUCUAAAUUACCAACAGACUGGGCGCUUAAAGAGUCAAAGAAGAGCUGGACUACGCUGUAGAAAACAUCAAAAGUCAAGAUUAUAUGAAACUAAACAGUAAUAUUUAUAGUAAAUUUGAAGAAAUGGCAGAGGAUAUUAUACAUGAGAGAUGUAUUCCAUUUUUGCAAGGUAAUUAAGGAGAAAAUGAGUGA